Molecule: messenger RNA, 1235 nt
Organism: Penaeus monodon (black tiger shrimp)
Lineage: Eukaryota; Metazoa; Arthropoda; Malacostraca; Decapoda; Penaeidae
Product: glyoxylate/hydroxypyruvate reductase A-like
Exons: 10
Coding region: 37-1131 (364 amino acids)
Molecular function (GO): NAD binding
Source: RefSeq, a predicted model, not a curated record
GACGACGGGGCCUUCGAUGCCUCAGUGCCCGGCGAGAUGGCGAGCUUGAAAGGUGUCGUCCACGUGCUCUCCUUCACGCCCGGCAUGAGCGCGUCCUUGAGAAAGCGACUGCCCGGCGUCGCGGUCAGGGAAGUGCUGCGAGAGGGCACAGCCGAGAAGCACACCGGGAUGCCUUGGUUGGAGAGGGACCUGUUUGAGGAUGAGCUCGAGGCCCUUCGGCAGGCGGAGGUCCUCCUUACGGACGCCAGGACACUGUUGAGAGUGAUGGACCAAGCGCCCAAUCUCCGCUACGUCCAGAUUCGAUCGACCGGCGCCGACUUUCUCACGUCUCAGCUGCAGGGACGCCGCCCCCCCUUCGUCGUGAGCCGCAACACGGGCGCCGGCGUGGCCCUGCUGAUGGCCGAGUACGUCGUGGGCGCCGCUAUCUGCUGGGAGCGUGGCUUCCUCGAGGCCAGAGAUAACCAGCUGAAGAAGGUGUACGACAGAGGGCCAAGAUUCGCCCUGUAUCGGGGCAUCAGGGACCUCACAGUUGCCGAGUUAGUGAUUGCCGAAUUGAUGAGGUUUAAUCUGAACAGUUUCCCCAUUUACAAAGUUUGCCAUAUCCAAUGUAUUCUUCCAGUGGCUCGAGUGCUGAAAACUUUCCAGUGUACCGUUCAUGGUUUCAGCAGAACGCCGCAGUCAGAAAGCAAGAGGUCUCCUUAUAUAGACGUUUACUGGAGCACCGGGCAGAUGGAGUCGUUCUUGGCCGAGUGCGACUACGUGGUCGGGGUCCUGCCCUCGACGCCCACGACCAAGGGACUCUUGGGAGGAGACGUCCUGAAAGCCGCUAAAAAGUGUCCUAUACUGCUGAACGCAGGUCGUGGUGACCUUAUUAGCGAGAAGGACUUGUUGAAAGCCCUUGACGCCGGCUGGAUCUCCGGAACAAUCCUGGACGUGUUCGAGACAGAGCCACUGCCCGAGGAUAGCCUCCUGUGGACACAUCCCAAGGUCUUCCUAACUCCUCACGUGUCAGCUUUUGGCUCUUGGAAGAAUCGCGUGGAAUCUACUCUGGACUGCUUCGUCGAGAAUUAUAGGCGACUCCAGAAUGGGGAACCUUUACUUGGCGUGGUUGACUGGAGCGCAGGGUACUAGGCUGAGGGGAAGAGGGUACUGGGCACAAGAUACUUGGUUGAGGGGAAUUGAGUACGAGGCUGAGUAACACUGAGGACCUUAAUCCAAGGGUCUAGUUGUAGUAA